AUGGCAAGUGAUCCUUCAACGAAGAAAAGGGUGACAGGGCUAUACCAAGCCGGAGCCGUUGUGGGAGCCUUCUUAGCAGGAUGGAUGAACGACAGAUUCGGCCGCAAGCUAACCGCAGCAUGGGGAAAUGCAAUCAUUCUUGUAUCCGGCGCUCUACUGACAGCAUCAGUCAAUCCCGCCAUGUUCAUUUGCUUCCGAUUCUUCAAUGGGCUAGGUUCAUUUCUCAUUCAGAACAGCGUUCCUAUUUGGAUUGCCGAGCUCGCACCGCCCAGAAUCCGUGGAGCCAUUGCUGAUGCGCACGCGCUUCUCAUGCUAUUUGGAUAUUGCAUUGCAAGCGUUGUCGGGCUGGGGUUCUAUUUCGUCUCUGGCAAGAACCAAUGGCGAGGAAUUGUGGGUAUACAGAUGGUACUUCCGACGAUUAUCCUGUGUGGGAUCUACUGGAUGCCCGAGUCCCCUCGGUAUCUUAUUUCGCGUGAUCGAUCCGAAGAAGCGUGGGGAAUUGUCAAGCGAUUACAUGCUGUGGAAAAUGAUACUAGCGCCCACGAAUCGGCUGCUAGAGAGUUCUAUCAAAUGAGAAAGCAGAUUGUGCUGGAUCGUCGCUUUCGGACUUCAUAUUGGGGUAUCUUGACAACACCUUCGCUGCGAAAGCGAGCUCUCAUGACGAUCUUCUUGGAGUUUAGUAUUUACAGUUGUGGAGUGCUGGUCAUAUUAAAUUAUGGAUCAGUGGUAUGGUCAAGUCUUGGAUUCGACACAGUCCAGGUUCUCGGCUUCCAGGUCGGGUUCCAAUCCAUUGGACUCGUUACCAAUGCGUUUUCGAUGUUAUGGGUUGAUCGCAUGCCCCGGCAUUGGUUCAUUUCGUUUGGGCUCGGAGGCUGUGCCAUCCUAAUGGCGAUUGAAGCCGCACUGCAGAGAUUCUAUCUCGGGAGUACGAACCGCAGUGGACUGAUCGCCAGCUCUGUGAUCAUUCUUCUGUUCCAGGCUGUCUUUUGUGCAUUCUUGGAUGGGCCGACGUAUUUCUACAUCACUGAGAUCUGGCCCAGUUAUGCCCGCCCUCAGGGCUUUGCUCUUGCUAUGUGUACCUUUGCCCUGACUAACUUGAUGUGGCUGGAAGCGGCGCCGUACGCCUUUGAGGAAAUGGGUUGGAAGUUUUAUUUGUUUUUUGUGGUUAUCCCGGCUAUUGCGGCUGUUGUUGUGUUUUUCACCUAUCAUGAUACUAGACAGAAGCCGUUGGAGGAGAUUGCUGCCAUGUUUGGUGAUGUGAAUCAAGUGGUGGUGUAUCAACGGGAAUUGGAUGGAGAAGGGGUUGAUAUGCAGGAGAUGGAUUUUAAGCCUCGCAAAGAGGAGACUGCUCAAUUUCAGGAAGUUGAGAAUUAA
Molecule: messenger RNA, 1374 nt
Organism: Penicillium nucicola
Lineage: Eukaryota; Fungi; Ascomycota; Eurotiomycetes; Eurotiales; Aspergillaceae
Exons: 4
Coding region: 1-1374 (457 amino acids)
Biological process (GO): carbohydrate transport; transmembrane transport
Cellular component (GO): membrane
Molecular function (GO): carbohydrate:proton symporter activity
Source: RefSeq, a predicted model, not a curated record